Cokeromyces recurvatus is the source of this 621-nucleotide messenger RNA. RefSeq names its product ubiquitin-conjugating enzyme/RWD-like protein. NCBI's taxonomy places the organism in Eukaryota, Fungi, Mucoromycota, Mucoromycetes, Mucorales, Mucoraceae. The record is from RefSeq and is a predicted model, not a curated record. The coding region runs from base 60 to 509 and encodes 149 amino acids. The transcript is spliced from 7 exons.
CUUAUUUCAUUUUAUUUUAUUUCAUUUUAUUUUUUUUUAUUUUUUACUUGAUAUAGAAAAUGGCUUUAAGAAGAAUUCAAAAAGAAUUAGCAGAUUUAACAAAGAAUCCACCUAAUGGUGUCAAAGCAACCCCUAUUGACGAAGACCUAUUUCACUGGCAAGGUGAAUUAAGUGGACCUAAAGGGACCCCCUAUCAAGGUGGACGUUUUAAAUUAGACAUAGUUUUCUCUUCUGAUUAUCCUUUUAAACCGCCACAGAUAAAAUUUACUACAAAAAUUUAUCAUCCAAACAUUGAUGAUGAUGGGUCUAUUUGUAUUGAUCUUUUAAAAUCUGACACUUGGAAACCUGCAACCAAAGUAGUUAACGUGUUACAAGCACUUGUUGGUUUAUUGGAAACACCUAAUCCAGAUGAUGCACUUGUUGGCUCUAUUGCGGAAACAUACAAUACAAAUAGAACUAAAUUCAACAAGUUGGCAAAAGAAUAUGUUGAGAAGUACGCUUCAAAUUAAAAUUAAAAAAUUAAAAAAAGCUUACACACACUUAUUAUUUUGUAAAUAAAACGUCAAUCGUUUAUGCCGUCUUUUUUGUUAAAAAUUUAUUGGCUUGAAAUUAAAAUUAUAA